Molecule: messenger RNA, 3777 nt
Organism: Iphiclides podalirius (scarce swallowtail)
Lineage: Eukaryota; Metazoa; Arthropoda; Insecta; Lepidoptera; Papilionidae
Source: the annotation of a GenBank genome assembly
AUGCCAGUUCGCAAGCAAGAAGCCCACCGAGCAUUGGAACUGCUGGAAGACUACCACAGCAAACUGGUGAAACCCCAAGACCGCCAACUCAGGCUCGCUAUCGAGAGGGUCAUCAGGAUUUUUAAAUCAAGGCUUUUUCAAGCUUUGCUCGAUAUCCAAGAAUUCUACGAACUAACACUACUGGACGAAACAAAAUCGAUUCAGCAAAAGACUGCCGAAACUAUACGAAUCGCCAAUAAGUGGGAAGCGGAUGGCACGAGGCGUGAAAUACAUGCUGAAGAGGGUGACUACAGAACAGUAUCAAACGCAUUUCUUCAGGACAACAACAGAAAAGGAGACCAUCGCAACGAUGCCACCCCAGACUCAACGAAGAUGGGCACUAUACCAUCAAUGUUGUCGCCAAGUGGGAAUACAGAAGAAAAGAAGGCUCACAUUACUACGCCAGAUAUGAAGCAGAUAAAUGGCAUAGAAGGUGGAGGACCAGAAAGGACAGUGGGUGACGAUGGAUUCUUGUAUCUGACCGUAGUACUUUCAAGAGCAGGGGGUGCCGGACUGGGUUUUAGUAUUGCUGGAGGCUCUGACAACCCUCAUGUUGCAGAGGAUCCACUUAUAUAUGUCACCAAACUUAUACCAGGGGGAGCAGCAGCAGCUAGUCAACUGCAAAUCAAUGAUGCUAUUUUACAGGUUAAUGACACAAAUGUUGAAAAUGUGACUCAUGCCGAAGCAGUAGACGCAUUAAAAAAGGCUGGAAAUACAGUGAGACUGAAAGUGAGACGCCGUACCGCAGAGGGCACUUUGACUGUACCAAGCAUAACAAAUAAGGAACAAGCUAUAGAAAUUGAAUUAGUCAAAGGGGGAUCGGGUUUAGGUUUCAGUAUAGCAGGUGGUGUCGGGAAUCAGCACAUACCAGGUGACAAUGGUAUCUAUGUCACGAAGAUUAUGUCAGGCGGCGCGGCCCACCGCGACGGUCGCUUGAGGGUCGGCGAUAAACUGCUCAUGGUCAAAAACACGUCGAAAGGUGACGUUAACUUGGACAAUGUAACGCACGAGGACGCGGUUAGCGCGUUAAAAGCGUCAGGUGAGCGGGUGCUGUUGGUUUUGGUGCCAGGGCCGAGGCACGGGCAGCCUUCGCCGCGGACAUCACGAGCGAACACACCGUCGAGCGCGGUGAACUCGCUGCGGCGCGAGGACGCGACCGACGGCGGCGACGAGCAGCCGCGCGUGGUCGAACUGGAGAAGGGCCCGCAGGGGCUGGGCUUCAACAUCGUGGGCGGCGAGGACGGGCACGGCAUCUACGUGUCGUUCCUGCUGGCGGGCGGGCCGGCGGAGAGGUGCGGCGAGCUGCGCAGGGGCGACCGGCUGCUGGCGGUCAACGACGUGGACAUCACGCACGCCACGCACGAGCAGGCCGCCAAGGCGCUCAAGGGAACUGGGCAGAAUGUUAAACUAACGGUGGUCUACCGACCUCAGGAGUAUAAUAAGUUCGAGGCACGGAUAAAUGAGCUGAAGCAACAUCAUACGCUUUUGAGAACGUCACAAAAACGAUCACUCUACGUCAGAGCAUUGUUCGACUAUGACCCCGUAAGGGAUGACGGACUACCCUCACGGGGCCUCCCUUUCCGCUACGGUGACAUUUUGCACGUGACGAAUGCAUCCGACGACGAGUGGUGGCAAGCGAGACGAUUGGACACGACGGACGCGGACGCAAUCGGCAUCAUUCCGUCGAAGCGCCGCUGGGAGAGGAAACAGCGCGCCAGAGACCGACAGGUCAAGUUCCAGGGACAAGGCACGCCCGUAAGUACUAGCCAGUCUACACUUGAGAGGAAAAAGAAGACAUUAUCGUUUAGCAGAAAGUUUCCCUUUAUGAAGAGCCGGGAGGAUGGCAAAUCUGAAGAUGGUUCGGAUCAGGAACCUUUCAUGCUUUGUUACACGCAGGAAGACACAAAUGCGGAUGGGGAAAUCUUGUACCGAGUGGAACUUCCCAUGAUGGAGGAGAUAACGCUCAUAUAUCUCGAGGACGAGUGCCAAGAUGAGAACGUCUUGUCGUAUGAGACGGUACAGCAGUUGACCAUAAGCUAUACCCGGCCUGUCAUUAUCUUGGGUCCCCUCAAGGACAGAAUAAACGAUGACCUCAUCUCGGAGUUCCCGGACAAGUUCGGCAGCUGCGUGCCUCAUACAACGCGGCCGCGUCGCGACUACGAGGUGGACGGCCGCGACUACCAUUUCGUAGCGAGCCGGGAGCAAAUGGAGCGCGACAUUCAGAACCACCUGUUCAUCGAGGCCGGCCAGUACAACGACAACCUGUACGGCACCUCGGUCGCCUCAGUGAGAGAGGUCGCCGAGAAGGGCAAGCAUUGCAUUUUGGACGUUAGCGGAAAUGCCAUAAAGAGAUUGCAAGUCGCGCAACUUUAUCCCAUUGCCAUAUUUAUAAAACCAAAGAGUGUAGAUUCUAUAAUGGAAAUGAAUAAGAGAAUGACAGAAGAUCAAGCAAAGAAAACGUAUGAGCGCGCAUUAAAAAUGGAACAAGAAUUUGCUGAAUACUUCACUGCCGUGGUGACAGGCGACACGCCCGAGGAGAUCUACGCGAAGGUGAAGGCCGUGAUCACGGCCGAGAGCGGGCCCAGCGUGUGGGUGCCGCGCAGGGAGCCGCUUGCGGUGCGGUGUGUCGAAUACUUGAUAUCAAAUCUUGCGCAUAAAAUGUUCGCAACACUAUUAGAGGCAGCCCGGAAUUCUCCGUUCCACGGACCCCUCUCUCCUGCACUAUGUGAAUCCCCCGCACUCACCGAGUUAGAACCGGCACAGAAAACGAUAGCGGCCUCCGCCGAGCCUGCGCAGACUUAUUCUUGCGAAUUCGGUUCUGCCAAAUAUUUUGCACUGUGUGGUGUUGGCGGCUCACUUUCAUGUGGCUUAACCCACGCGGCGGUGGUACCAUUAGAUCUUGUAAAAUGUCGUCUGCAGGUCGACCCAGAAAAAUACAGGAAUGUUAUGAACGGUUUCAAACUGUCUGUAAGAGAGGAAGGCGUCCGCAGUCUGGCUAAGGGCUGGGCUCCCACACUCGUCGGUUAUUCCCUUCAGGGACUGUUCAAGUUCGGGCUUUACGAGCUAUUCAAAGUGGGCUACACAGACAUGUUAGACGAGGAGACGGCGUACGUGUACCGUACUUUCGUGUACCUCGCCGCUUCAGCCUCUGCCGAGGUGUUCGCCGACAUUGCUCUAUCACCCUUCGAGGCCAUUAAGGUGCGCAUUCAAACUAUGCCUGGAUUCGCGAACACGAUGCGCGAAGCGUGGCCCAAGAUGGUGAAAAACGAAGGCUACGGCACCUUCUACAAGGGUCUGGUACCACUGUGGGGUCGUCAGAUCCCCUACACCAUGAUCAAGUUCGCCUGCUUCGAGAGAACACUCGAAAUGUUCUAUAAGUACGUAGUGCCAAAACCGCGUGACCAGUGCUCGAAGGGCGAGCAGCUGGUGGUGACGUUCGCUGCCGGUUGCGUCGCUGGCAUAUUCUGCGCCAUCGUCUCCCACCCCGCCGAUACUGUUGUCUCCAAACUUAACCAGGACAAAUCAGCAACAGUUGGUUCGAUUGUGAGCAAGCUGGGUUGGGCGGGCGUUUGGAAGGGGCUUGGUACUAGGAUCGUUAUGAUCGGCACCCUCACGGCACUGCAAUGGUUCAUCUUCGACGGAGCCAAGGUGGUCUUGAGAACACCACGCCCACCGCCUGCCGAAAUGCCAGAGUCGAUGAAGAAACGACUCGAGGCUGAGAAAGCAGCAAAAGAUGAA